Molecule: messenger RNA, 1053 nt
Organism: Pseudocercospora fijiensis CIRAD86
Lineage: Eukaryota; Fungi; Ascomycota; Dothideomycetes; Mycosphaerellales; Mycosphaerellaceae
Exons: 1
Coding region: 1-1053 (350 amino acids)
Molecular function (GO): hydrolase activity
Source: RefSeq, a predicted model, not a curated record
AUGGAAAAACUCACCCACAGGACACUCAUCACAUCGCCAGAGAAUCUCCAAUACUCCUACUACCUCUCUCCGGACUUCAACGACAAGCUGAAAGAGAAUGUUCCAACACUGAUGUUUCUUCACGGCUAUCCAGACGAUGCAUACAUGUGGGCAGGCGCGGUACCAACCUUCCUCUCCCUCCGCUACCCCUUCAUAAUCAUCGACCUCCUCGGUUUCGGCGACUCCUCCAAACCCAUCGACACAAAACUCUACAACUACAAAACCCAAUCCACCAGCAUCUCCCAAAUCCUCGAUCUCGAAAAAGUCCCCAACAACAUCAUCCCCAUAGGCCACGACUGGGGCUCCGCAACCUCCCAACGCUUUUAUCUCUACAACAAACACCGCUGCAUCGGCCUUUCCCUCCUCUCUCUCGCCUACCAAAUCCCUUCCCCCAACCCUUUCAACCUAACCUCCGCCAACGAAGAAACUUCCCAACGUUUCGGCUACCCGCAAUGGGAAUACUGGAAUUUCUUCACGCAUCCCGACGCUGCGAACCUCAUGCGGAAAAAUAUCGAAAGAUUCUAUGAAGUCAAUCAUGGAAACUUCAUCGAUGAAAACUCCGGGAGAGAUGUUUGGAUGCGAGAAAUGUUUUGUUCUCCGCACGCCAUGUAUGAUUAUGUGACGCAAACCGGAACUUGGAAGGAUCGAAUCGUGGAAUUAAAGCCUUAUGCUCGUGAUCCGGAGCUUUUCGCUCGGUUUAAGGAGAGGAUGACGAGGGAUGGGUUUGAGGGGCCGGUGCAGUAUUAUCAUUCUUUGAAGGAUAAUUCUAUGAUUGAAGAUGAGAGGGCGAUUCUUGAGGAGGAGGAUGGGGCGAGAAUUGAGGUUCCGGUGCUGUAUAUUGGGCAAACCGGGGAUUGGGUUUGUAGGACUGAUUUGAUGGAUGAUGCGAAGAAAGCUGGGUUGGUGCGGGAUUUGGAGGAGAGGGUUGUUGAGGCGGGUCAUUGGGUUCUUUAUGAGAAACCGCUCGAGAUUGCGGGGAUUCUUGAGGAGUGGUUGGGGAGGAGGUUUGGGUGA